UCAGAUCACGUGCGCACAUCACAUGACCUACCUCGUCAGAGCUUGUCAGGUCUUUUCCGUAUCUCCCUCUGCUUUCCUAUCUCUUAACUUCAACCGUAUUUCCUCCAGUUUAUUUUGCUUGACAUUUCAUGUGGCAGCGGGUCUUAUUGUGUGUUGCUCGAACACAGGACUGUGCUGCAUGUUUGUUAACCUGCGUCUUGAAUAAAAUUUCGCUCCGUUCAGAAACGACCCGAAGAGCCACAGCUAGCCUCUGGUAGCACGCUAGCAGCUGUUCAGUUUUGGGGAUAAUAGCGUCGCUGUGAGGCAGCCAACCAGGCACAAAGGGCAGGUUCUAUGACAUACGACCAUCAACCCCGAUCAGAGGAUGUACCCGCCUUCCAGAAAGGACUUCAUCUCUCUGACACUCAGCGACCCACACAGUCAGAACUACAACAAUGGCAAACACCGAAGGCAGUCCUGCUGGAGAAAAUGGAAGCAGCUGUCUCGGCUCCAGCGAAGCCUCAUCCUGUUCCUGCUGGCUCUGCUGCUCAUAUUGGGACUGCUCUCCUACAGCAGCAUCACAGAACAUUGGAGAGGUUUGUCUGACCAGGAGGACUGGCUGGAGUUGAAUGACAGAGAAUUAAAGGCCAUUCCUCCAGGUGUGAAGCCAGUGUUGGGUCAGGCUGCAGGUAAAGCUCCAGCUCCGGUGGGGGGACCUCAUUUGCAGCUAACUGUUGUUCCAGAUGCUGCAGGAGAAGCCAGAGGACCAAAUAUCCCCAUAUUGGUUAAGCCUCCAGUUAAGAAAAAGAUAUUUGCAAACAAAAGAGGUCCACCAAGCCUACAGAGAGAUGCAAAUGUUUCAGACACGGUCGGCAGGGAGAAGCAAGAGCAGGUGGUUCAAGAGGACGAAGGUGAAGAGGAGGACAAACAAAAGAAGAUUGUCAGCUGGAGAGGAGCAAUGAUUGAAGCUGACCAGGCUACAGAACCUCCACCCUCAGCCAAUGAGAAAGAGGCAGCAGUGCCCCCAGCACCUGCCAACCCAGCUGGCACUGUCCCACUAGAAGUUUCACCUGAAACUAGAGUGCGACUGGAGGCAGUGUGCGAUGCCUUCAGACAUGCUUGGAAAGGCUACAAGGACUACGCCUGGGGUCACGAUGAACUCAAGCCCAUCUCCAAAUCUUUUGGUGAAUGGUUUGGACUGGGUCUGACGCUGAUUGAUGCUUUGGACACCAUGUGGAUUAUGGGCCUAAAAGAAGAAUUUGCAGAAGCAAAGACCUGGGUGGAGAAAGAUCUGUCCUUUAACAAGAAUGUGGAUGUGAAUUUAUUUGAAACAACCAUACGUAUCCUGGGGGGGCUGCUGAGCACUUACCAUCUAACAGGAGACCAACUUUUCUUGGAAAAAGCUAAAGACAUUGGCUCCAGAUUGAUGCCUGCCUUCAAAACACCUUCAAAGAUUCCCUUCUCAGAUGUCAACAUUGGAAAGGGAACAGCACAUCCUCCCAGAUGGACAUCAGACAGUACGCUCGCUGAAGUCACAAGCAUUCAGCUGGAAUUCAGAGAGCUGAGCCGCCUCACUCAGGACCCACAGUAUCAGGAGGCUGUGAAUGAGGUAAUGACGCUGGUCCACAAACUGCCCGGCAAACAUGACGGACUGGUGCCCAUGUUCAUCAAUACCAACAGCGGCCAGUUCACCCACAAAGGAGUCUUCACACUUGGUGCCCGGGCAGACAGCUACUAUGAAUACCUGCUCAAACAGUGGAUUCAGGGAGGCAAAACAGAAGACAACCUGCAGACAGACACAACCUGCUGAGACCAGAAACUGUGGAAAGUCUCUUCUACAUGUACAGAUUCACCAAAGAUGCCAAGUACAGAGACUGGGGAUGGGACAUGCUGCAGAGUUUCAAUAAGUACACAAAGGUCUCUGGUGGUGGCUACACAUCCAUUAACAACGUCCGCGACCCACUUAGCACCGGGCCCCGGGACAAGAUGGAGAGUUUCUUCUUGGGAGAGACAUUGAAGUACUUCUAUCUGCUCUUCUCUGAUGACAUGGAGCUUCUCAGUCUAGACAAGUAUGUCUUUAACACAGAAGCCCAUCCUCUCCCCAUAUGGCCCUCUCCACCUAAGUGAAUACACUGGAGACAUCAGUGAAAAUCAGGCCCGUGGAGUCAGGUGCAUCUCUAAGUCUCCAUCCAAGCUGAACUGCUGUGUGAAAGCAGAUCUGUGCUGUCUGCCUGAUAUGUAAAGGAGUUUAAUUUGUUUUGGGGGGUUUUGUUAAUUUUUCCUAAGGAAAAGGUUAGUGACAGAGCUGGUCUCUAAUGUAAAAAAACAACAACAACAACUUUUUAAAACUCAGAUCAAGCUACCGGGAACACUUUUAUUUAGUACUUGGGUGACUGAGAAUCUUCUUGUUUGUUCGUUUUUGCCAUGUGAGUUCAAAAACUCUCAUUAGUCCUACAUGUUGAGGAGUCCUGGCUGUUUAGGUGUCUGUUGACUCUCAUGCUUGAAGGGCAGUGAUUGAAAUGUUUUGAGCACGUUCAGCUGAAUUUUAUAUUUAAACGUUUGGCUCUAGUGUGUGAGUGUGGUGUGACGCAUAGUUAUCUUUACACUGGCACUUAUUCACAUAUAAAAAUGACACAAGUCAAAAACCCCUCAGGAUUUUGUUACUCCGUGUGGCCCUAUACCCCUGUGUGUGGGAGCUAUGGGCUACUGCAGCGCAGCACACAGGGGAUCAGUUCCAGGUCACAAGUCAGUGCCUAGCUGCAGAGGAAAUCAGAGCUUUCCUAAUACUGAACAUUUAUGUCUUUGAUUUAAAAAAAGUCUUCAAGUAAAAUAUUAGGAUAAAUACCGAUUUUUACACCCUCAUGCUGUGCAGCUUCCAGCUGUUGACCUCCGUUACUUUUCAUUGCUCUUUUUUGUUUUUUGUCUUCUUCUAUAUCACUUUUACACUUUUUAGCUGUGAUUUACAUGAUUCUGCAAAAUAAAGAGUUAAAUGAAUUAAAUUCCUGAACAGCCAUAUCUGUGUUUGUAAAGAAAAAUGUGGCUGUUGUUUACGAUCUUUACCUUUUUUGUGUAGCAUUAAAGCAGUCGUGGUUCUGUAGGUGUUACCUGUAUGCCAGUAAACUGGCUCUACAGAUGUAAUAACGAUGUAAUAAGUCUUGAAUAAUAAUCUUGGCACAAGAA
This is a messenger RNA of Haplochromis burtoni (Burton's mouthbrooder), 3159 nucleotides long. It is a transcript of the gene man1b1a, whose product is annotated as mannosidase, alpha, class 1B, member 1a. Gene Ontology annotation, molecular function: mannosyl-oligosaccharide 1,2-alpha-mannosidase activity; calcium ion binding. Lineage: Eukaryota; Metazoa; Chordata; Actinopteri; Cichliformes; Cichlidae. Gene Ontology annotation, cellular component: endoplasmic reticulum; membrane. The record is from RefSeq and is a predicted model, not a curated record. Gene Ontology annotation, biological process: carbohydrate metabolic process; N-glycan processing.